UCAGUCUCCUGUAUCACUUUCUCGUGGCUACUGCUCUGUGAUAAAUGCAGCGGAGGGGAUUCAUCUGUUUGACCUCUGCUAGCCUCCGCCCUCUCCCAAGAUCCAACCUUGCCCAUAGCUUUUUGAUGGUUUUCUUGCUUUGAUAGCUGAGAAGUGAGAGCAACCACCGGGAACACUACCUAGAGGGGUCUCUCAGUCUUCCGUUCCCACUUCCUAACGGCGGCGGCCUGCUCGUAGCCGAGGUGAGCUUGAAUCUCAGAUCGAUCCUCUGAAUGGCAGACAGGGCUGAGGCAAGCGGCGACGACCGAAUCAGCGCCCUCCCUCUCGACGUCCGUCUGCGCUUGCUUUCCAUGUUGCCCGUGGAAGAUGCAGUGCGGAGCAGCGAGCUCUCCCGCGAGUGGCGCGGGCUCUGGAAGAAAAUGCCCAGCCUGCGCCUCGUCGGUUUAGAGCGGUUCGAGACCGCCGAGGGUUUCAACAAGUUCGUGAACCAUCUCAUCGUUCUCCGCGGCCACUUGCCCCUCGACAAGUUCAAGAUCGAUGUCCGUGAAUCUGAGGCAGCUGAGGGGUACCCGUACGCCAAUCUGUGGAUCCAGUACGCUCUAAUCUGCAAGGUUCGGGUGCUCAGCGUCUUCUGCGAAGCUGUUGUCGACGAUUGUAUACAACUCACCGUGCCUCUUGUCUCUGAGCGCCUGACGACCCUAAAUUUUACGGAUAUUGAUUUCGAGAAGUGCUCUGCACUUGUUGACUCGAAGCUAUCUCUGGAUUUCUCAGGCUGCCCGUUGUUAAAAAGUCUAAGCAUGGAUAAGUGCAGCAUUUACGUGGACAAGAUCUCGUCCAAAUCACUAAAGCGGCUGCUCAUCACCUUUUCUUUCUUAUCACACUCGCGCACAUGGAUUUCUGCACCAAGUCUUGUUUCAUUGGAGCUUAGUGAUUGCUGUGGCCAGGCUCCUGUCCUUGAAAGCAUGCCAUUCCUACAAAGUGCAUUCAUUAGGCUCAACGAGAAUCAGGGCUCGUGUGAUGUUAUGUAUCCUCCGGUACAGAAAUGUGCCCAUCGAAGUUGUGAAUGUUGUUACGGUUAUCAUCUUAGCGGUUACCAGAGUGUGCUUCUCAAUGGUUUGUCCAAUGCUACCCAUCUGGAGUUGAUAGCUCACCCUGAAGUGUAUAUCUACAGAAGGGAUUUGGCUUGUUGCCCUGUAUUUGGCAAUUUGAAGACUCUGUUACUCAACGAGUGGUGUGUGGAUAAUGGCUUACAUAGACUAGUUUGCAUUCUUCAACACUCGCCUAUUCUUGAGAAGCUCACACUUCUGUUUUAUAACACUAAGGGUGUCCCUAGUGCAAUGAAAGACGAUGGGAACCAUGAUCCAGUAGAACAAACAUUUGCAUGUCCACACCUUAAGGUAGUUAACAUCAAAUGUCAAGUGAGGAAUGAGAGGGUUUCCAAAACAUUGAAGCUCUUGAGUACAUGUGGCGUACCUUGUGAGCACAUUAGGUUGAAGCUCAACCAGUCACGCUCAUAUCCUUUCAGCUACUAGUAGUGAGAUGCCACACCGUCAACCAGUGACGACGAAGUUGUGCCUUGAUCCACUCACGGGGACGUUACAAACUUCAUCCACUGCUGACGACUAACAUGGUGUGAUGGGUCUUGAUGUUCAUUCCAGUCCUUCUGUGCUCCGAAGCGGCUGUAAUGUGGCCACUGUCUAGGCCGUUAUCUAUAUGUUUAGGUUUAUUUCGGUCUCUUGGUCUGCUAGAAACUUGUCCGUGUUAGUCGUCUGGUACAACUCAGCAACACCGGUUUCCUCUUCAUCGGAGUGGUAAUGGCCACGGUCAGAUCGCUGCUAUAUUUCAGUUAUCAGUAAUGGCCACGGUCAACUGUGGCAAGGACAUUGCUAUGUUUUGAAGUUGGUUGUUCGUAUGCCCCCUCCGGCCUUUUGAGGAUGUUGUCAGUUCUUGUUCAACCAAAACAUGUUACGGUACUAUGUUUGCAGCAUGGCUGCGCUUGCUCCCUA
Molecule: messenger RNA, 2006 nt
Organism: Lolium perenne
Lineage: Eukaryota; Viridiplantae; Streptophyta; Magnoliopsida; Poales; Poaceae
Product: F-box/LRR-repeat protein At3g26922
Molecular function (GO): protein binding
Source: RefSeq, a predicted model, not a curated record